AUGACAGGCUCAGGAGCCGGUCCAUCCAGGCGAAGCCAUACCAAAAGUCGCAAAGGUUGCAAGACCUGCAAACGAAGGCAUAUCCGGUGCGAUGAGACAUACCCGCAAUGUCGCAACUGUACCAAGCACCAAGUCCGCUGUGAUUAUAUGGAGACUGCGGGCUCCGAUAUCGAAAGCCAACAAAGUCCGGAACAGCAGAGCCUGCAGCUAAGUCCAGGCUCAGAGUCUCGCGUUGAGCAGUGGCAGCAAUCAGGCCGUUUCCCGUAUCCAGAGAUGCAGGUGUUUCCACAUCCGCACGCCCACGAGUACUCCCGAAACGAUCUUCGGCUCAUUCAUCAUCUCUCAACUAUCGCAAACAAUCUGACACUAAAAGGCGCGUCUCAUCUUACGACCUGGACGCAGAAAGUGCCCAAGUUCCUAAGUGUGGCGUCAACGCAUCCAUACGUGAUGCACGCUUUACUUGCGAUGUCUGCGAACCAUCUCGCUUGGCUGCAUUCCUCGAAUGCCACACGCAAUCUUUACCUCCACCACGGAAGUAUUGCGCUUCGUGGUCUGCAUGAAGCGAUCGGCAACUUCUCGCAUGCCAACGCAGAUGCAGUGCUCGCGGCUUCACUCCUGCUAUUUUGGCAAGCCACAGACUGGCGCAGUUGGUCCUCUCUUCGUGCCGGGAUUCAAUCGGUUAUUGCCGCAAUGCAAUCGUGGAAACACGACUCCGUGUUUGCCGAGUAUGUGAUUGAAGAAGAUGCACCCACCAACCCAUUUCACACGCACCGAAGACGGUCUUCUGUGAGCCCGGUCGAGAGAAGCGCGUUGCUUGAAAACGCAGCAUAUGCUCUACAGAGGCUUCAGCUGGGCUUAGCAGGCGCGCAGAUGGAGCUGCAUUGGACGACUCAGUUGGUUCACUACGUCCAGCAACUGCAGACCCUGCCAUCUGCGCAAACUCCCGAAGAGCAGUUCAACCAUUUCUAUCAACUGCGUAAAUGGCUAUUCUGGGUUCCGGUGCUCCUGCUGCAACGUGAGGGUGGACAAGGCCCGGCAAUGCUAACGAUUGCGCAUUUCUAUGCAACUGCCCUGGCUAUCGACCCGCUAUUUCCCGAUCUUGGUUCCUCAUUCUGCUCAGCAGCAUCGCUUCCACCACUAGAGGCUAUUAUUGCUGUGACCGACGCCAUGCACUCGGAACGUGGAGCGGAUACCUCACUUCUGGAGGUCGCAUCACUCAUGCAGUUCCCACGACAAGCAGCAUUCGAAUACCGGCAUCGCACGCUGCAAGUUCAGCAGUCGGCGCUUUCUCAGCAGCCUGUAUCAUUCGGUAUCGACCCCAGCACGCUGAGCUACACCAAUAUAGGCAACCUCAGCCCUGCAUUCGCACCUGCUACUCCAAUGUACGACGUAAGCCAGCAUACAUCUCCGUCCGGCUCUUCUUUCCUUGGCGUCCCUACCCCUUACUCCUUCUCUUCCGGGACUCAACAGUAUGGGAUUCCUUCACCUGGAUUCCCCCCUUUCACUUUGCAGGCACAGGAGCAUGUUUACAGCUUCGGCGGCGGGUUCGUACCGACAGCUAUAUGGGCAUGA
Baudoinia panamericana UAMH 10762 is the source of this 1572-nucleotide messenger RNA. RefSeq lists its product as uncharacterized. Gene Ontology annotation, molecular function: DNA-binding transcription factor activity, RNA polymerase II-specific; zinc ion binding. The transcript has 5 exons. The coding region runs from base 1 to 1572 and encodes 523 amino acids. Lineage: Eukaryota; Fungi; Ascomycota; Dothideomycetes; Mycosphaerellales; Teratosphaeriaceae. Gene Ontology annotation, biological process: regulation of transcription by RNA polymerase II. The record is from RefSeq and is a predicted model, not a curated record.